AUGGGGCCCGAGGGGCUCGAGAAGCCCGCAAACCCCGAUACGCCCGAGAAAAGAUCCCGGCGACGUGGGGCUGAACUCGAUCCAUUCAUGCGCACCAGGCUCUGUGUGCUCAGAACCACAGCCAAAUGGACCUACAAGCAGAUUCAGAAUGAAUAUCCGCAUAUCCCGCUCUCGACGAUCAAGUCGACCAUCCUCCGAGAAAGUAAUCGAGUUAAUAACCACUCCCAAGCCCGCUCCGGUCGACCGUCAAAGCUGAAGGAAGAAGACAAAGCCCGGAUCCGCGAGGCCUUCCAUGCGAAUCCGGGAAUCGCAUACGAUGACCUGCUUGCGGUGGUGGAUUACAAAGUUGGGAAGGACUCUCUUCGUCGGUUUUUAAACAGUGAUGGGCUACGGAAAGCGCAGAGCCCUCGGUCUUCCGCUGGAAAAGGAAAUGUGAAACAGAUUGAGGGGACUCAAUCUGCCCAGUCUUUUGAGACACCACCUGCUGGCUGGGAGGGUGACGUUGGGUCUGAUAUGGCACCCAGCGGGUCGGAACCUACAUCUGCGACUGUGAGUCGAACAGCUAGCGAUUGA
Messenger RNA from Penicillium bovifimosum, 573 nucleotides. RefSeq lists its product as uncharacterized. The record is from RefSeq and is a predicted model, not a curated record. The coding region runs from base 1 to 573 and encodes 190 amino acids. The transcript has a single exon. NCBI's taxonomy places the organism in Eukaryota, Fungi, Ascomycota, Eurotiomycetes, Eurotiales, Aspergillaceae.